UUAGUUUCGAAUUCGGAAAUGUUUUAAAAAUUCAUUCCUUAAAAUGAAUACUAAAACAUAAAUUCUUCCUUCCUCUACUCUACAUUUUAUAUACAUGUAUAUAUAUAUAGAUACUCAUAUCAUAUAUAUAUACAUGUGUAUAACUAUUUCAAACUUAAAACAACUUCAAAACUACAACAAUUUUAAAACAAAACAAAAAAACAAUAAAAAUAAAUAAAUAAAAUAAAGUUAUUUGUUUUGAAAAAAAUAGAAAAAAAAUAAAAUAGUUAUUAUUUAUAAAAAAAACACAAGAAAUAAAACGGUUAAAUUUAACUUCCAUAAAAGACACAAAACGACAACAAAAUGUACAAAGAAAAAUCUAAUUCCGAUUCGGAGCUUUACUGUCGCCGGAAAAAGUGUGAGAAAUAUAAAAGAAGCAGUAUGCCGACUUCAAUUUAUAAUAAUUUAGAAAGUGUUAAAAAUUCAACAGUACCUAUAGAAAAAACGCCUGAUAAAAAUUUUCAUGAUCCAUGGAUAACUAGUGGUAAAUUAGGUUCAAAGGAUGCUGUUUUAAUAUUUCGCACCGAUACUUUAAAUGAUUUCGAUGAUUUACCACUGAAAUCAAAAAGUCCAUCACCAGCAGUAUUACAAGCAACAAGUAGUAAACCAAAUACAAAGUCUUUCCAGGUUUUACAAGAAGUUAAAGAUUUGGAGCCAUUAUUGCUAUCAGAAAAUAAUAGUAAAACAAUUGUUAAUAAUACAAGUAAUAAAAGAAAUAUAAAUAACAUCAAUAAUAACAACAAUAGCAACCCAAAUUUAAAUAAUUCCUCUAUAAUUAAUUUUAAUAGUAAUAGUUGUAUUAAAAACAAUAAAAUAUUAACACCACUGCCAAGGAAUAAUAUUGAAAAUAAUAGUAGUAGUAGUAGUAGUAACAGUAAUAUUUUAUUACAACAUCAAACACAAGAUGAUUCUCGAAAUCAACAUCAGCAGAAUCAAUUGCAACUUCCCCAAAGAUCAAUUUCUGGUAUAAUAACAUCAGUUAAUUCAAAUAAAAAAUCAACGUCCCAACCAAAUUUAGCUAAAAUACAAACAAUUAAUGAUUAUCAAAAAUUAAAUCAAAAUCGUAGUCCAUUAAAUUUAAUCAAAUCUUCGCCAAAGAAACGUUUACAUGAUUCUUUGUCAUCAAGUGAAAGUUCUAUUUCAACGGAUAAUGAUGAAUUAUUUGAAUCAAAAUCAAAUAUUAUGAAAAAUUCUGAUAAAAUUAUAAAUGAUGUUAAACAAGAUAAAGAAAAUUAUGAUCAAUCAAAUAAGGAAAAUAUUGAUGAUUUUCAAAUAUUAGAUCCAUGUGAUAUGCCUGCUUUUCAUUUAAAUAUUACUUAUAAGUUUAUGAAUACUGAAACGAGAUUAUUGAAAAAAAUUUUUGCCCGACAUGGCCUAGUUGAAUCUGAAAAUGAUCAACCAUUUACUUUAUUAUGGACUGGUGUUCAUAUGAAACCAGAUAUUUUAAGAAAUUUAACGCCAUAUCAAAGAGUAAAUCAUUUUCCUAGAUCAUACGAAUUAACUAGAAAAGAUCGCCUUUAUAAGAAUAUUGAGAAGAUGCAACAUCUUCGAGGUUUUAAACAUUUUGAUAUAAUUCCGCAAUCAUAUGUGUUACCGACCGAAUUCAAAGAUCUUAUUACAGCACAUAAUAAAUAUCGGGGGCCAUGGAUUGUUAAACCAGCAGCUUCUAGUCGAGGGAGAGGAAUAUUUAUAAUAACAAAUCCUGAUCAAAUUCCAGCUGAAGAGGCGUGCCUAGUGUCAAAAUAUAUAGCGAAUCCUUUAUGUAUUGAUGGUCAUAAAUGCGAUAUCCGUGUUUAUGUGUUAGUGACAUCAUUCGAUCCACUUAUUAUUUAUAUCUACGAAGAAGGUUUAGUGCGUUUGGCUACAGUUAAAUAUAAUCGAAAUACUGAAAAUCUUUGGAAUCCCUGCAUGCAUUUAUGCAAUUAUAGUAUUAAUAAAUAUCAUUCAGAUUAUAUUAAGUCAGCUGAUGUUCUUGAUGAAGAUGUCGGCCAUAAAUGGACGCUUUCGGCACUACUAAGACAUCUAAGGAGUCAAGGAUGUGAUACAAAUCAAUUGAUGUCAAGUAUUGAAGAUUUGAUAAUUAAAUCACUGUUUGCUUGUGCACAGUCUGUAAUAUCAGCUUGUCGUAUGUUUGUACCAAAUGGUAAUAAUUGUUUUGAGCUUUAUGGUUUUGAUAUUUUAAUUGAUGAUACAUUGAAGCCUUGGUUAUUAGAGAUAAAUUUAUCUCCUUCUUUGGGUAUUGAUAGUCCUUUGGAUACAAAAGUUAAAGCCUCCUUAAUGUGCAGUUUAUUAACUUUAGUUGGUAUACCAGCCUAUAGUCCUGUAAUGCGAGCACAUUAUGAUACUAAUUGGACACGUUUCAGAAAUAUUGAUUAUAGCAGAAAAACAGCUUCAGCUGAUCCAUUAAAUUCUGCCAUGAGUACUAGUACUGGCGGUGGUGUAAAAAAACAGAAUGCUGUUGUUAAAAAUGAGAAUUUAUUAGCUUUGACUACUGAAGAAAUAAAAGUUUUAAAAAAUUUAAAACUUCAAAAUGCUCGUCGAGGUGGUUUCGUGAGAGUUUUUCCAACUGAAGAUUGUAUGGCAAAAUAUUCAUCAUUUUUAGACUCGGUUACUGGUAUUCCAUUAUCAACCACAAUGAUAGGUGGUCCAUCACCCUUUUCAAUGACAUUUCCACAUAAUUACAACCAUUUGGUAUUCAAUCAUUUUUACAGUAAAGAUGCCAAAGAUAAAAGUUUACAAGAUAAUUCAUUCGAACAAAGAAUGUUACAAUAUGAACGAGUACUAGAAGCUGGCAAAACGCUAUUAUAUAGGCCGAGAGCAAAGCAACCAAAAAGCAUCGAGGAAGGUAAACGAUUACGGCGUAGAAUUCGGCAAUUGAUUGAGAAUGGUAGUGAAUUAACGCAUUUGCAAGCACGUCAAGCUUUUUAUCAUUAUCUAGAACUUGUGUUAAAGCGUUUAACAGAAGAACCAAAGAGUCUACAUGAAAAAUUAAUUUUAAAAUUUAUUAAUCGAACUUCUGGUGGCAAAUCGGCACCAUUUUUAAACAGCUUAAAUUUCAAAAUGACUAAUAAAGAUCGUACUGCUAUGGUUGCUAAACUUUUAGGUGACUAUUUAGAUACAUAUAUACGUGAAACAGAAGCGUAUAUUGAUCCAUUUGAUAAUUAUGGUAUGAUAUCAAUAAAUUUAUUUAAAGAAUUUAUUAAACAUGCUGAUGAAAGUGAUUUAGAAUCAGUUUUAACUUUAAACACGAAUUUAACACAUUCAAUGCCAUUUUUAUAUAAUCGUUGUUCAUUUAAUAUACCAACUGCACCGCCGAUACCAACUGGUCCUCAUGGAUUUUUAAAAGCAUUGCCAUGUAUGGUUCCCGGUUAUAAUUCACGUGAUAAUACGAAAAUUGAUCAGUAUUAUAAAUCUGUAUCAUCAACUGAUGAAAAUUGUGAAAAAUCAAAUGAAUCGAUUGCAGAUUGUAAAGGCUCCCUGUCAAAUACUUCAACAUCUUCAUCAGUGACAUCAAAAAAUAAUAGUAAUACAAAUACUAAUAAUAGAAAUGUUAAAUUAAAUUUAAAAGAUGGUAAUAAUAGCAAUGGACAAUCGCCAAAACAAAAACCACAAAGCGUUAAAUCAUCUGUGAUCACUAAGUCGCCGAAGAGAAAAAUUCAAUCUAGAAGAUAAUUUAAUUUUUAUUUUUCAAAUCAAUUAUUGCCUAUCAAAAUUUGCUUGUUUAAUUUUUUUUUUUAAUUAGGUAGAAAUAAUUAUUCGGAAUUUAUUGAAAAUUUAUUCAAAAAAUAAAUCAUGAUUUAUUUGUUUACGUAAAUUAUUUUAAUUUACAUUUUGUUUUCUUUUAUUAGUUUUAAAUUUUUAGAAUUAUCAAUUGAACAUCUUAAAAAUGUAGAACGUUUUUAUAGAUCAACAAAAAAAAAUAAGACAUUCCAUAAUAUAAAAAUAUUGGGCUUUUAAUAAAUCAACAGUUUAAAGUAAUUUAUAGCGGAAAGUGGACUAAAACUACAUUUUUUUUUUCAAAUUGCAGCGUAACAGAUUAAAAUUUUUUUCGAAUUCUUAUAGAGCAUUAAUAAAAUUAAAAAUAAUUUGGAUCUAUAAAAACGCUUCACCAUAUAUGUUUAACUUUUAAAUUCAAAUAUAUAAUUGAAAAUAAAAACUAAAAUGAGGUAUUCCAUAUUAAUGAAGUGAUAUAUAAAAACAUAAGAAAGUAAUAAAUAAAAUUGCAAUUAUGUAGUUAAAAAUUGAUUGUAGUAUGUUAAUUUUACUUUCGAUAUUAAGUUUAAUUUAUUAUUAAUUUACAAAAUUUUAUUUUAAAAAUGUAUCGUGAACUAAUUUUUGUACCAUUAAUAAUUUUUGUUUAAAACAAAUAAAAUUAUUUUUAAUUUAUUAUAAAUGAAAAAAUUUCGAUUUUAUAUCAUAGUUAGGAAAGCAUUUAAUUGUACAAGUCAUUUCUUUCGAAUUUUCAAAUUAAAUUUAGGAAAAUCUGUAAACCUUGUAGCAAAUUAAAUUUAAAUUGUAAAAUUUAACAAAACAAUUACUUUAUACAUUUUUCCUUGAAUGAACGUUUUAAAAAUAUUUUUUGUUGCCCUACUUUCGAUAUUUCAAUUAAAAAAAAAUAAGAAAAAUAAAUUCAAGUUUCAAAAAUAUUUUAGAAAUAUUCAAUAUUAAGCUAUUAAGCAUGAAGCUAAGAAAGGCCUAAAUAUGCUCUCUUAAAUUAAGUAACACAUAAAAAUUUGAAAGAAUGACAAUACUAAAUAAUCAGUUCACAUUUAUUUACCUAUAACAUUCUUUUUUUUUAAUUUUAAUUUAAAAUAUAUCAUUAUUUUUUUAAUAAUACAUAAUCAAGUUACAUAUUUCAAAAACAUAGUAUAAUUUGAAUAAAACUUAUGUAUAAUUAAAUACACCAAGAAAUCGUUUAACAACGAAAUCAACCUAAAUUUGGUUGUGCUUUAGUACUUAGUCAAUAAGCUUAAAAAAAAUUACUAAUCUAGUCUCAAAAUAAUACAAAAAAUUAAAGCAUAAUUUCAGUUUUCCAUCUGGAAUAUUGGCUGCAACAGACUAAAAAAAAUCACUUUAGAUAUUAAGUUUAAAUAACAAUUUAUUUAAAAACAAAAAAAAGCACAGCUUUUAUAUAUAAGUAACUAUAUACUAAAAAAUACUAGUUAAAUGAAAUGAAAUAUUUUUAGUGCUUUGAUGGUGCAUUAAGAUAAUUAAUAAAUAUGUAUAAUAAUAACGUAAGAUCUUUGUUCAUACAACUACAAUAUGAUGCCAUCAAUAAAAAAAUAUGCAGAAAAUUUUAAUUGAAUUGAAAUCUUUAAAUUUUUAAGAUGAAAUAUAAAUGCAUAAAAGGUUAUACGAUAUCAACAAGAAGACAGAAAUAAAAUACAUAGUAUAAUGUACAUUUAAAUUCUAUAUUGUUAUUAAUAUAUAAUUAACAUUAAUAAGAUUGUUAAUUAUAUAUUGUCAUGACAUUUCAUAAAAAAAAUUAUUUUUCAUUUAAAAAAAUCAUCUCC
This is a messenger RNA of Condylostylus longicornis, 5552 nucleotides long. RefSeq names its product probable beta-tubulin polyglutamylase (gene TTLL5). Gene Ontology annotation, molecular function: tubulin-glutamic acid ligase activity; tubulin binding. The coding region runs from base 343 to 3711 and encodes 1122 amino acids. Gene Ontology annotation, biological process: microtubule cytoskeleton organization; protein polyglutamylation. The transcript is spliced from 6 exons. Gene Ontology annotation, cellular component: cilium. NCBI's taxonomy places the organism in Eukaryota, Metazoa, Arthropoda, Insecta, Diptera, Dolichopodidae. The record is from RefSeq and is a predicted model, not a curated record.